CUGUGUAUCCGGUUGGUUACUGAAGUAAACUUAACAAUCACAAGAUGGAGUACAGUGUUGUUGUUAUUUUUUUGCUCAAUGUAGAACUUUUCAGUAGACAAACUUAAUUGAGAUUAUUUGACAAAACCUUCCACAAUGGACGGUAAGUGGAAGAAGCAGCAAACUCGCUGAUUCCAACCACAGCCAGAAUCUAUCUCGUUCCAUUUGUCUACAACGAGAAAUUCAUGGAGGACCACCAGAGGAGCCCCAAACUCAAGCCUAAUUUGGCGGGCAAGGACUCAGGAAAUGUGCAGUCAUGGUGGGAGGUGCCAAGCAUUGCACACUUUUGCUCCUUAUUUAGAGCCGCAUUUAAUUUACUGGAUUUUGACAUUGAGGAUCUGGAAGAGGCCCUCCUGACAGAUGGUGCGGAUGACACCGGCAGCUGCUUGCUUCAGGACCUGAUUGUCCGUCUGCUUGCUGGAUGCCUGGGCCACUCGCCCAACAACACUGACAUCUCUCCAUUUAAUUAUCAAAUGUUCCUCCGCCGUUUCCUGAGACAGAAGUGUCAGGAACAAUUUAGAGAAAAUCCUUUCAAUACAGAUAUUGAUUUUCAAUUUCUUCCCCUGAGAACAAAAGUUCAGAUUAUUCAUACCCUAUGUGACUUCAGACUUGAUGCUGAUGAUGUACAAGAUGUUUUAAAGAAUCUGGAAUCGGAUAGUUUACGAGUUGAUCCUCUUGGUCAUGAUGCUAAUUCAUCAGCUUAUUAUUAUUUUUAUGGAACUCGCCUGUACAGAGAAGAUGUACCCAAAACAACAAACAAGAAUCGGGGAAAGGUCAAGAGAAGAAAGCUAAAACAAGAAAAGGUGAAGAAAAAACGUGGCAAAGGUGGAAAGAAAGGGCAAGAAGAAGAAGAGGACAAUGAGGAAUCUGACAACGAGGCUGCACCUGAUCAAGGUUCAGGCACUUGGCAAGUAAUAUGCUAUACUGAGGAAGAUUGGGGGAAAUUAGCCGCUCAGCUGAAAGGAUCGACAGUCAAGGAGGAAAAAGCACUUUAUCGAGUACUGGCUGAAGACUUUCUGCCUGAAAUUCCACGAUUGUUUGCUGAGAAAGAAAGGCUGCAAAGGAAACGCAUGGCAGAAUUCAUGCCAAGGCGCCAAUCUUCUCGUAUUGAGAAGCUUGCCAAAGAAAAAGAAGAAAGUGCAAGGGUAAUGGCUAAAGAAGAAGAAGAGCGAAAAGUGAAAGAGAUAGAGGAACGAGAGCGGCGUCAAAAGCAAUUAGAGGAAGAUAUGCUGAAAGAAAGAGCAGCUGGUCGUACAUUUCAUGGUACCACCCGUCUGAGCUCACGAAGUUGCUCCAGCAGAUCUGAAUCGGAGGAGGAAUCCACUGGGUCUAAACCUGUUGGACGCCAGACUAAUAACUCCCUUUCGUCUGCAACUGGCAAAAUCCACAUUUCUUCAUCAAAGAAAAAGAUGCGCAGUUCUCAAGUUUUCAAGGCCACUACAGAGGACAUAAAGACAGGAAUGUUAAAAGUUUUGGAACAACUUAAGAACCAUGAGGAUGCAUGGCCUUUCCUUGAUGAAGUUUCAGAGGACUAUGCUCCACGAUACUAUAGUGUCAUUAGGAAACCUAUGGAUCUGAAUCGAAUGGGUGAUAAAUUAGAUGAUGGGUCCUACACAUCAGUUUCACUUUUUCGGGCAGAUUUUAUGCGGAUUAUUGAUAACUGUAGAGUGUACAAUGGAGAUGGGAGUGAGUAUACUGAAAUGGCCAUGAAUUUACUUGAGAGGUUUGAGAAAUGUAUGGAGCGUUAUGUGGGAAGUGGAUUUUCAUCUGAUGAAGAAGUACCCGUGGAGUUUCCGUCAGAGGAGCGACACAGAAAGAAACACAGGCACCGCCGCCAUGAUCGGAGGCAUAGUCAUCACAGCAGUCAAAGUGACAGCAGUAGAGACCAAAGCAAACAUCGAAGUAAAGAGCGGAAGAAGGAGCCUGACAAAAAGAAAAGGGUGUAUGCUGAUGAUGAAGAUGAGGAUGAAGAUGAAGAUGAUGACAAUAGUUCACACAUAACUCGUAACGAUUCUGAUUGGGACCAAAGCAGAGAUAGUAGAUAUAAAACAAAUCACAAGAAAAGCCAAAUAUUUGCACGUAUCACUGAACAUGAAAAACACCGUAAACUUAAAAAUGAUGAUGAGAGGUUAGACAGCAUAAAUGACGACACCAGGGAUGGAAAUCAAGAGUGGAAAGAUGAAAACUUAUCCGACCAAAGCCAUAGUAGAGACAGUAGUUCUUCUGGUCACAGACAUGGCAGUAAACGUAAAAAGGAGGAUAUGAGAAAAUCAGCUGUCCACAAGAAAAGAAUAAAUGAUGAAGCCAAAGAUGCUGACAAGGCUGACAAGGCUGGAGAGAAAAGAGGUGCAAUACGAAGUGAGCGGUCUAAAGAUGGCAGCACCAAAAACAAAUCUGAGCCAUUGACUCGGGAGGAACAGCAGAGAAGAGACCGUGCAUGGUCAGAACUUGUUGGAAGUGGAGAUGAAAAGGCUGAGGAGAGAGCAGAUGAGAAGAAAGAUAUAUUUGACCUAGAUCUGGAUGAUGCAGGAUGGGAAGGGCUUAAACAGGGUCUUAAAGAGUGGAAAAAAGAAAAAAAUCAGCAGAAAAAGCCUGAGAAAAUAAAUGACAGCAAACGAAUGAAGAGGAUGAGUCAGGAGGAGGAAGACCGGUGGUUUGAAGAGAAAGAAACCAUUCAUCAAGACAUCAAGGUCGUUGAUGCAGAUCCGUUUGCUGCCUUGGAAAGGGAAAUGAGCAGCAAUGAAACUUUCAGAAGAAAACAUAAAGAACGGGUUGAAUCAGAACAAAAUAUGGAGGAUAAAUCUCAGAAACCAGCCCCUCCUCAACUCAAAAAAGGAGUUGGCGUAUUGAAGAACCCUGCCAUUCAUCAUGCAUUAUCAGAGGCCACAGAGGACAUUUUGAAGGAUUUGUCUGGAUGGCUUGACGAUGUUCCUCGAGGGUCAGAAUUUUCAUCUGCUAGUAGCUCUCCAUCUCAAUGUCUUGGUGAUGAUCAAGACAGUCAGAAGUCACUUACUAAUUCAAAAGAUGAAAAAGAAAAGGAUGGAAGCGUGAAACGCAAAACACCAGGAGGAUCAAAUAAAUCUAAAGAAGGAAAGGAUGUUGGUAAAGAUAGUGCUAAUGCAGCCCCAAAACGUAGAACAACAGAACGUUUACAGCCUGGUAAAAGCAAAGGAAAUCUUAUUGCUAGUAUUCAGGGUGAGACUGCGACCACAAAGGAGGGGCGUACUGCUUCUGAGUGGAGUAAACUGACAGCUCCUAAAUUAAGUCUUGGUACAGUUCUGACUAGUGGGUUUGGUGUUGGAGUUGGCCUUGUAAAACGGCACAACUUUAGUGAUAAUUCUGCUGAAUCUACUCCAAAGGAUGGUGGUUCAUCUCCAAAUGAUGCAGAAACUGAAGAUGACAAAGAAAAAGCAUAUCUAGCUGCCCAGAAAAAAGCUUUGCUCGAAGCCACAUUAAGAAGAGAGAGAGAGGAAGCAGAAGAGAGAGAAAGGAGAGAGAAAGAAGAGGAAGAACUUGAAAGGCAGAGAAAGAGGCUCAAGGAACAGGAAGAAGAUUUGAAGAAAAUGAAAGAGGAAGAAUUAGAGGAAGAGAAAGAAUUCAAGCCGAAACAAAAACCAAACCCCACUCCUAAUCUAAGUGCAUGGUUCAAGGCAUUUGGGGCACCAAAGUCGCAACCUACCACCGCAGCAGUAAGAAGAAAGCCUGAACUCUCAGCCACUCUAGACAUCACACGGACAUCAGCGUCCCCUGCCCAAGACAGCCUGGGAAGCGACACUCCAUACCGACGCGAUGACUUGGAGGAUGUUCCCAUGACACCCGGAAGGCGCCAGCGGAAGCUCAGCACCGGGAGUAGUGUGUCUGAGAAGUCGUCCUUCAGCCAGGAACAGAACGAUGGCUGCUCCCCUAGCUACCCGGCUCCCUUCCCGUCGCCUCUCAACCGAUCCCCGGAGACACACCGACCCAUUCAGGCUUACUCUACGAACGUAGAAAGCACAAUACGAGUUGGCUUCUAUCAGGACACGACUUACAAGAGCCCAGACAAGAGUAUCAGCAGUCCGCGGGACGGGCCGGAGAGCCACACCUACAUGCACCCGCACCAGGCCAGCCCGGCGGGCCCCAGCUACCAUCAGCCGCUGUACCCGCCCUACUCGCCGGCGCCCUACACGCCCUCGGAGCUGCACGCCAACGCCCAGCGCGAGCAGCAGCAGCCGUGCUCCCCGGCGCCCGCACCCUCGCCUGCCGCGGUGGCUGUGGCGUCGCCCUCGCCCGCGCACCAGGACGCCAGGUCGCCGUCGCACCUCCAGAUCGACCUGCACUCGCACUCGCCCCAUACGGCGCACGCCGUGGAGGGCAGGUCGCCGAUGCACGCCGAGUCGCCCGCCGACGCGCACGCCCGCAGCCCGCUGGACUCGCGGCUGCACAUCGACACCCGGUCGCCCAUGCACGCCGGCUCGCCCAUGGAGGCCGAGUCACCCCGGCUGCACAUCGACGCCCGCUCGCCCAUGGACGGGCAUGCCCGCUCGCCCAUGGACGGGCACGCCCGCUCGCCCAUGCACUCGCAGUCGCCCGCGGAGCACCGGUCGCCGCUGCACGCGGGGUCGUCGCCGCACGAGCCGCGCCUGCAGAUCGACUCUCGCUCGCCCAUGCACGCCGGCUCGCCCAUGGACUCGCGGUCGCCCAUGCACGUCGGCUCGCCCAUGGACUCGCGGUCGCCCAUGCACGUCGGCUCGCCCAUGCACGCGGGGUCGCCCAUGGACUCGCGCUCCCCGCUGCACGCUGGCUCGUCGCCGCACGACGCCCGGCUUCAUAUCGACACGCGGUCGCCGCUGCACUCGGGCUCACCCAUGGACUCGCGGUCGCCCAUCGACUCGAGGUCGCCCAUGCACGCCGACUCGCGCUCGCCCAUGCACGCGGGCUCGCCCAUGGACCAGCGGCUGCAGAUCGACACCCGGUCUCCGUCCCACUCGCCGGCCGUGGGGUCGCCGUCACACGCCAUGGGGUCCCCGACGGGUCACCCGCACCCCAUGGCGCCAGCCCAUGGCUCUCCCAAGGAGGGCCAGAGCUACGCGCACCCCGGACACCACUACCACCAGCAGGCGCAGCAGGUGCAGCAAGCGCAGCAGGUGCAGCAGGCGCGCGCGUACCAGCACCAGCAGCAGCAGUACCAGGACCCCUACCUGGCCAGCAGGGGCGUGGCCGCGGGGUUGGCGCCGGUCCAGCCGGGCCCCUACCGGCCCACGCCACACGCGUCCCCCGCGCCCGUGUACCAGCUGCACCACAAGCACCUGCUGCAGCAGACCCUCAUCAAGCAGCAGCAGGAGAAGGAGCAGCAGCUCCUCCAGCAGCAGCAACAGCAACAACAUCAGCAGCAACAGCAGCAGAUGAUGAUGCAAAAGCUGCAGCAGGAGAAGGAACAACAACUCGCGAUGCAGAAAUUCCAGCAGGAGAAAGAACGUCAAAUUUUGCUUCAGCAACAGGAGAAAGAACAGCAGAUGAUGCAAAAGCUUCAGCAGGACAAGGAGCAACAACUCAUGAUGCAGAAAUUCCAGCAGGAGAAAGAACGGCAAAUCUUGCUUCAACAACAGGAGAAAGAACAGCAGAUGAUGCAAAAGCUCCAGCACGAGAAGGAUCAACAGUUGCUGAUGCAGAAACUUCAGCAGGAGAAAGAAGCACAACUCAUAAUGCAGAAAGAGAAAGAACAGCAGUUGAUGAUUCAAAAGCUUCAGCAGGAGAAACAACAACAGCAGCAACAGCAACUGAUGAUGCAGAAACUUCAGCAAGAGAAACAACAGCAGCAACAGCAACAACAAAUGUACCUGCAAAGACAACACGAACAGCAACAACUUCAUCAACAACUCCUAGUCCAGCAGCAGCAACAUCAACAACAAUAUUUGGCCCAACAACAGCAGCAGCAGCAACAGCAGCAGCAACAACAGCUGCUCGCCCAACAACAGCAACAGCAGCAACAACAAGCACAGCCGAGGAGUCGCACGCCGGUUUCAUCCUUCCCAGUCAAGAAGCGGCACUACGCCGAGACGUUCGCCGCGGCCGCGUCCAACUUCCCGGCGCCGUCCACCGUCACGCCCUCGGCCACCUCGACUGUGACGCCGGCGCCGGCCGCCGCCUCCCCGGCCGCCUCCUCCAGCAGCUCGUCGAGCGCGCCGCCGUCCGGGCUGCCCCUGCCGCGCAGCCCCUUCUCCUCGGGGGUCCCGGUGGGCGUGCCGGUGGGCGGCGCGCGCAGCCCCUUCACGCCCGUGAGCGAGGUGGCGCCGCGCAGCGGCCGCAGCCCCUUCACGCCCGUCACCUCGGCGGUCAGCUCGGCCGGCACCGCGGCGCUGCACCAGCACCUGUCGCACAUGAUGGACGUGUACCCCAGGCCCUACUACCCCACCAACCCCAGCGCCAGCCCGCUCACCAGCCCGCUGUUCGGCCGGCCGGGGUCGGCGCACGGCUCGGCCUUCCGGGAGAGCCAGCCCUCGUCGGCGCCCGCGGCGGCGCCGCCCGCGCCCGUCUACCCCACCAAGGGCCAGGUGGCGGCCGCGGCCGCCGCGGCCCACUCGCCGCCCGUGCCCGUCGUGACGACGCCCAAGCAGGAGGCCAAGAACCGGCAGAAGGCGGCCAAGGCCAGCGAGGCUGCGGCGGCGGCCGCCGCGGCCGCGGCAGAGGCGGCGGGCAGCGCGCCGUCCGCCGGCAGCACGGCCUUCCAGCACUACGCGCUCAAGGCGGGCCACGCCGGCGGCCCGGUCCAGGACGUGCCCAAGGUGCCCAGCGUCCUGCCCGGCAGCGCCUUCAACUUCGGCCCGACGUCCGGCCUGGGGCUGUACGCGGACAAGGACUCGUACUCGUCGUACGCCGGCGCCGGCUUCUACGGGCACCGGCCCGCGGCCGCGGCGGACGGCGCCGACGUGACGGUCCCCACCGCGGCCAGCUUCCCAUUCCUCAGUCACCAGCCGCACCAGGCGCACCAAGCGCACCAGGCGCAGCGCGCGGCCGCGGCGGCCUCGGCCUACCCGCACGGCCUGGCGCAGGCGCUCAUGGACCCCGCCGCCUACCAGCAGUACCUGCUGCACCAGGGACUGUACCCGGGCUCCUACCACCACCCCGCCGCCCUGGGACUGAGGCCCCCCUACGACUCCAUGCAGCGACCCCCGUGGCUAUGAGCAGCCAGUCCCAUAGUCAAGUCAGCUCUCUGCGUGUGUCAUAAACUAGAGAUUGUUUGUUCAGGGAGAUAAUUUGAUAGUUAGUCAAUAUGUUGUUUGUAGUAAGUGAGAGUUUUAAAACUUGUUUUUACUUUUCUUUUUAAAAGAGAUGAAUGUAAGAUUAAUUGUACUGUAUGUGUUUUGUUGUACAGUUUUAUCAUUGUGUAUAUGUGUAUACU
This is a messenger RNA of Frankliniella occidentalis (western flower thrips), 7417 nucleotides long. RefSeq names its product protein split ends (gene dikar). Gene Ontology annotation, biological process: chromatin remodeling. The record is from RefSeq and is a predicted model, not a curated record. The transcript has 17 exons. Gene Ontology annotation, cellular component: CERF complex. Bases 225 to 7199 code for a protein of 2324 amino acids. NCBI's taxonomy places the organism in Eukaryota, Metazoa, Arthropoda, Insecta, Thysanoptera, Thripidae. Gene Ontology annotation, molecular function: protein binding.